This is a messenger RNA of Rhincodon typus (whale shark), 1142 nucleotides long. RefSeq names its product tetratricopeptide repeat domain 29 (gene ttc29). The record is from RefSeq and is a predicted model, not a curated record. Lineage: Eukaryota; Metazoa; Chordata; Chondrichthyes; Orectolobiformes; Rhincodontidae. Bases 138 to 1142 code for a protein of 334 amino acids. The transcript is spliced from 8 exons. Gene Ontology annotation, molecular function: protein binding.
AGAAAGUAGUAGUUGCUGCUCAGCUCCUGAAACCUUUUCUCCCGACCUUCCUCACACUGGCUAACUCUUGUUUCUUUCGACCGGGACCGGUAUUCAAUAGUGACGGAAUUUUCUGGCUAUCCAACUAUAAAGUUAAAAUGUCAGUAGUUGAAAAGCAAUGUUCAACUGAGACACAAGCCGAAAUGCAGGAACAGCUGCAAAAUUGCAAUUUGCCACCCAAUAGGCAAUUUCAGAGGCCCACGACGAGGGUACUAACAAAGAGAGAACGAUUAGCAGAAGCAAAGCGCUUAGAAGCAUGGAGUAAAAAUUUGAAACUCUCUAAACAGGACAUUAAUCUUUACAGGAAUUCGCACAAACACAACAUCUGUUUAGACAUGCUUCGACAGGGUUAUCAUAAGUCCUUUUCAGAACUCACUACUCUGAUCCUGAACUGGAAUGCUGUAAGGGAGGCUGCAGGACCUGGGUCAGACAUAUGGAUGGAGGAACCUCUGGACAAGCAACAUGAUAAGCUGGAUCAUCUUCAGUAUUUUCUGAUCAGGGCGGAGGCAGCUCAAAGAGCAGGGAAGUUUGAGGAAGUCUAUAAUAACCAACUUUCACUGGCAUGUUACUUUAAAACAGUUGGGGACAAGCUGCUUUCUGAUCAUUUCUUCCAAUCAUGCCUCACUACUGCUGAAAUGCUCACCCCAGCGGGGCAUCAGAAAGUGGCUGAAGCACAUGCUAACAUGGGCACGGCCUAUGAAGAGAAAGGUCAACUGGAUAAAGCUGCUGAACAUUAUGAGAUAUUCCAUCAACUCACUGUGGGAAAGACAUGGCAUGAUGAAAAUGGUUGCUGCCACUUUGCACAGGCCUGUGCAAACCUCUGGAGGAUUUACACAUUGCUAGCAGAUGAACAGCUUGAAAGUGAACAAUAUAAAGAGGCAAACAAAAGUCUGAGAAAAGCUUAUGAUAUAGCAAAAGAAGGGGGCGAUAAGAAGAUGGAAUUAGCAGCUCUGUAUCGUGUGGCUUUGGGGUACCUUAGUGCUGGAGAGCCAGACACAGCUAUUGGCUUCUUGCAAAUUUAUUUGGAGCUUUCAAAUUCCAUGGAUGAUGACAUUAGUUUAGGCAAAACCUAUGAAGCUCUCGCUAAGGCUUUGAUAAGGUAA